This is a messenger RNA of Ruditapes philippinarum (Manila clam), 1374 nucleotides long. Its product is annotated as myb-like protein X. The record is from RefSeq and is a predicted model, not a curated record. The transcript is spliced from 4 exons. The coding region runs from base 271 to 1149 and encodes 292 amino acids. Lineage: Eukaryota; Metazoa; Mollusca; Bivalvia; Venerida; Veneridae.
GAAAAUAUUUUUGAUAGAUUUAUGAAAAAUAAUUUUUGAAUGAAUUAUUCAUAUUCCAGGAAUAGUUUGAAUGCUGAAUUGUAAAAUUGAUAUUCUUUGUUCCGUUGGAGGACAAAUAUUACGAGGCAGUGUUGCAUGCUGUAAAAGGUUUCAUACAUAUAUUUUUCAAACAAUGAAGGAGAUAUAAAGGAUAAAGGCAUAAAGUCUUGUCAGUAUUCCAGGACUUUAUAUGAAAGAAAAUUUGUGGAAUUUUGUGAAAUUUGUGGAAAUAUGUUUAAUUUCUUUGGUGUUGAAAUGAAGCUGGGACGCAACAUGCGGGCAGCACCCAAGGGCAGUUUAGCCUCCAUGUCUGCUUCAGACGCUAACACCCAGCUAGAUGCCUCUGUACCCUUGCUACAUAACCAUACGCUACAUUCUAACCAUAUAGCCGAUUACUUUGCUAACACCCAUUCUGCCCUGCGCCCGCAGACUCAGGGGUCAGGUAUUGCAUCGAGACAGUACCCGUCUCGCUCCAUAACAAGCCCACAGCAUCCCUCACAGGAUCUUAUAGAGACUUUAAACAGAAAUAAUCUGACCAGUUUAACUCAAGAAACUCGCCUUCAAGAUGAGCAGAGGAAAGCAGCAGAACGCCAAGAACGCCUCGAGGCCAGCCUUAAAUUACUUCAGGAGGAAGAGAGACGAAGGACACUUGAACAAGAGAAAGAAAAACCAUUGAUCGAUGUUGAAGAAAAACUUGUAACAGAUUUUGAAACAAAAAAUACACUGCUGGAUAACGCGUUUCCGACGACGCAACCAAAAACAGAAGAAUCGCCAUUUGUUAACGUUACUUCACCGCCACCACCCAUGAAUUUAUAUGGCUCAUAUCGUAUGAGUGAAAACUUUAACGUUGAACAAAAAUCUUCAGAACAGGUUUCAACUCAGCCGUUUUCUCCGCAAGAUUCGAUGCGUUAUAAUCAUGGCGAAGAAACCACUGAAACAACAACAAGUCUCAAGGAAGUUAACUCUGGGUUUACUGCCGCAAAAUCUGUCUCCGUAGAAAAACAGGAAACUGUUGACGAUGUAGAGGAUAUUGAAGAAGAUAUUAGAGUAGAAAGAAAUAGCGAUGAAAGUGAUAAUGAUAAGAUUAAGGAAGAUGAUUUUGACUUUUAGAUUAAAGAUUUUCUAAGAGGAUGGAAACAAUGCAACUUUUGGAUAAUGUAAAUUAAUACAAUUGUGUUUUGAGUGAUUAAGUGAUUGCAAUGCAAAGCAAAGUAAAAAUGGUUUUACACAGUAUCGGACAGAUGAUAAAGCGAUUUGCUCAGAUUCUGGGAUUGUUUUUUUUUUUAUAUUGGAAAAAUAGUAAAUAUGUAUAUCCUAAUCAGAACUUGUUGUACA